Molecule: messenger RNA, 462 nt
Organism: Aspergillus ruber CBS 135680
Lineage: Eukaryota; Fungi; Ascomycota; Eurotiomycetes; Eurotiales; Aspergillaceae
Exons: 2
Coding region: 130-363 (77 amino acids)
Source: RefSeq, a predicted model, not a curated record
AUGCUUUGCACCCCUUCACGAUCUACUAGUUCUAAUAGGACUAAUAGAAAGGAAUUAGAACCUUUCCAACGGGGAGUUAUAAUUGGCUGAUUCCUUGCAGGCCAGAAAAAGGCUGAUAUUCAGCGCGAAAUGAAUUUAUCAUAUACAACAAUUCAAACCACCAUUCAAACAUAUCAGUCCUCCACCACUGGCACUCGCUCUCCUCGCAUUGGACGGCCAGAGAUCCUUUCUGAUGCUGAUAAGCGAUAUAUUCUUUUACAAAUCAAGCGGGGUCCCUUCAUCAAAACUGAAGAUAUCUGCAACUUACUUGGAAAGCCCAUCUCUACACGCACCAUUGCACGCAUGUUAGAAGAAUCUGGCUGAACUACGCUACGAAUGGGCAUACAUGCGCAAGUAUUGGACGUAUGAGCAUUGGAGCAAGAUUAUAUAUGGAGUGAUGAAUGUUCAGUUGAGCUUGGCAAA